CGGCGCCGGGGGAGGUCAGAGUCGGGGCGACCAGACGGCGUGGGGCAGAAGGAGCGCGAAGCCAGCGCGCAGCCCCUCGCCCGCCGCCCCGCGGCCACGGUGACCCGGUGACAGCGGGCGACAGAGCCCGUGGUACUGGCAGCGAGCAAGCAGCGGAAGGGGUCGGCGCGCCCGGUCCCGGUUCCCGCGAGCAGCUCAUCGCGGUGCCCGGGUGAGGAGAAGGUUAAGCUGAAACGGCUGCUCAGCUUCCAAGAUGUUGCCACCCAAACUGCACGCGCUUUUCUGCCUCUGCACCUGCCUCACGCUGGUUCAUCCCUUUUACUGGCAAGACCUAAAUCCUGUUGCCUAUAUUGAAUCAUCAGCGUGGUUCAAAAAACUACAAGCUCUGAUGGCUGCUGCAAUGUUUGGCCAAACUAAAAUCCCCAGAGGAAAUGGAUCUUAUUCCGUCGGUUGUACGGACUUGAUGUUUGAUUACACGAAUAAGGGCACCUUCUUGCGUUUGUAUUAUCCAUCCCAAGAUCAUGGUCACUGUGACACCCUUUGGAUCCCAAACAAAGAAUAUUUUUUUGGUCUUAGUAAAUUUCUUGGAACACACUGGCUUAUGGGCAAAAUUUUGAGCUUAUUCUUUGGUUCAAUGACAACUCCUGCAGCCUGGAAUUCCCCUCUGAGGACUGGGGAGAAAUACCCACUCAUUAUUUUUUCUCAUGGUCUUGGAGCAUUCAGGACAAUUUAUUCUGCUAUUGGUAUUGACCUGGCAUCUCACGGGUUUAUAGUUGCUGCCAUAGAACACAGAGAUGGCUCUGCAUCUGCGACUUACUAUUUCAAGGACCAGUCUGCUGCAGAAAUAGGAAACCAGACUUGGCUUUAUCUUAGAACCCUAAAACGAGGGGAGGAGGAGUUUCCUCUACGAAACGAGCAGGUACUGCAACGAGCAAAGGAGUGUUCUCAAGCUCUCGAUUUGAUUCUGGACAUAGAUCGCGGGAGACCAGAGAAGAAUGUAUUAGAUUUAGAGUUUGACGUGGAACAGAUGAAGGACUCCAUCGACAGGGAUAAAAUAGCGGUUAUUGGACAUUCUUUCGGUGCAGCCACAGUUAUUCAGAGUCUUAGUGAAGACCAGAGAUUCAGGUGCGGUAUCGCUCUGGAUGCAUGGAUGUUUCCAGUGGCUGAUGAAGUAUAUUCCAGAAUUCCUCAGCCCCUCUUUUUUAUCAACUCGGAACGAUUCCAAUACCCUUCUAAUAUUAUAAAAAUGAAAAAAUGCUACUUACCUGAUAGAGAAAGAAAAAUGAUUACAAUCAGGGGUUCAGUCCAUCAGAAUUUUGUUGACUUCACGUUUGCAACUGGCAAAAUAAUUGGCUACAUAUUCACACUGCAAGGAGAAAUAGAUUCAAACGUAGCCAUGAGUCUUAGCAACAAAGCUUCGUUAGCAUUCUUGCAAAAGCAUUUAGGACUUCAGAAAGAUUUUGAUCAGUGGGAUUCUUUAAUUGAAGGGGAAGAUGACAAUCUUAUUCCAGGAACCAACAUUGACACAACCAACCACCAUGCCACCCUGCAGAACUCUACAGGAAUAGAGAAGCCAAAUUCAGAUUAAAAGAGCUUUUUAAAAAGUCUUGUUUAAAAACUGUCUAAAAGUGUGUGUGUGUAUGAUUUUAAUGUAUUUUCUCAAAUAACUCACAUUUGAAAAUGUAGGCUGUACCACAAUAGUGAUUGAAGCUUGGAUUAAGAUUUUUUUCCUUUAAAUGUAAAGAAAGACUGCUACAUAUAAAAAUCAUACCAGCCUAAAUUUUAGUUUUACUAAAGUGUUCCUUUCUCGGUGUCACAAUAAAAAACUGAUUUUACAUUUCUUUAAUGGACAAGUAUAUUAAAACAGGCAUCAUGCCAUUGAAAAUGUGUUACAAUGACCUAACACUCCCUAAAAACAUAAUAAAAACAGAUUUUCUUGCCUCUUUUUUUUCUACUAUAA
Messenger RNA from Aethalodelphis obliquidens (Pacific white-sided dolphin), 1960 nucleotides. RefSeq names its product phospholipase A2 group VII (gene PLA2G7). The coding region runs from base 254 to 1588 and encodes 444 amino acids. The transcript has 12 exons. Lineage: Eukaryota; Metazoa; Chordata; Mammalia; Artiodactyla; Delphinidae. The record is from RefSeq and is a predicted model, not a curated record. Gene Ontology annotation, molecular function: 1-alkyl-2-acetylglycerophosphocholine esterase activity.